UGCACUAACCUUCUUGGAACCCUUGUUGAUUUCUCUCACAAGAAAAUCCGCCAUGUGUCCGUCUUGCAGCAAAACAAAGAAACUGUGGCGCUGUCGUAAAUCUUUGUAUUUCUAACAUGUCGUCGAUGUAGAAACAAAUGGCGAGUCAAAUUUUACGCGGGAUCUCGAAGCGAUCGUAUGUCGAGGUGCUACUGUAAUUUGAUUAUUAUUAUCCUAAUUUUCAUUUUGUGGUUCUCCAUCCACAGGAACAAAUCCAACCUUGCACUCAGUAAAUGUCCAAAUUUAUAACCUAAACAAAGGCAAUCUGUAGUGAACUCUCGAGCGGACAUUUUUAAAGCAAUUUCUAGUGAACAAUUCAUGUGAUACCUUUUACAAAUCAAAGAAGAACAUUUUUUCCCUCUCAUUUAAAAUUAUCUUUAAUUAAUGUAAUGAAGAGAAAUAUUGUUGAUACCUCAAUUGCGAACAGUUUUUUUUGCAUAUCUCGAAAACUGUAGAGGUUUUAUUUGUAGGAGUGAUCAGCUGUGUCAGACACACUAACAAUCGUUUUAGUAAUCAAUUUACCUUUGUAUUAUAUUUUUCCCAUUAAUGGAUGGAUCAGUUUUGGUUUUUUUAAAUACAUCUCUUUAUUUUAAAAAAACAAAACAAAAAAAACCCGAACUAUUUUCCCAAAUGAUAGUGCAGAAAUUGCACCAACAUAAUUUUAAUGAUUCAGAUCAAUUUUUUUUUUAAAUUGCAAAAAUGUUGAUCAUGCUUCUAAAAUACAUGUGAAAAAUGCCAUAUUUCAAUUCAAAACUGCCUUCAUGGAAGACUAGAGAAAUUAGAGAGGCUGGAAUUCAGAGGAUUUUGAGAAUUUUAAACCAAAACAUCGCCAAGCUAUUAAUUAGUCUGCGCCUUCAUUUUCGCUUAAUCGAUUAAUUGUUGCGAUUCUCCUGUGAAUCCAAGCUUUCAUUUAUUCUUCAGGGUGGCAUAGAUUGGUAGUAGAUUAGUUGUCUCCCAACCCAAAGGUUAUUGGCUCAAACCCCUUCCUUGUUGACCAUGUCAAAGCAUCCUUGAGCAAGAUACUGAACCCUAUGUUGCUUCUGAUGUAGUGUCAUCAGUAGGUGAAUGAGGCAACAGUGCCAAAGCACUUUGAGUGCCUUGAAGGUGUAAAAGCGCUAUACAAGUAAAAGCCCAAGCAAAACCGUAAGCCCAUUUAUUGUCAACUGGCCGCAGAGCCCAUCGCUGCUAGCUUUUAAUAUAAAGAGGCACUGUUACGCCUCUGCGGGCGCCUGCAUGGAUACAUUAACGAAGAGGCGACAAUGAAAGGGUCAAACACUGCCCAAUUCGCACCCUGCUUCAGUCAACACUGGACAGUCGGGCACAUUCACACACACACGCCACCACUGUUUGCAGACCUGAAAGACAAGCAUUGUCACAUCAGUACGCACACACACACCACCAACCCUUUAACCUUCAGAAAAUAGUAUGCAAAAUAUGCAGAUGCUGAUCCCACACUGGCACACAGAUUCAAGCACGUGGCGGCUGGCCGGGGUUAUAUAAACAAGUCGCAAGACAGAUAACGGACAGUCGGAUGCGAUUAACACUGACACCUCUUUGGGAUUAUCACCGUGUUUAAAGAUUAGCUGGCAAAGACGUCAUCUGAAAGUUUGUGGAGAAGAAGCGACUCCUCGGAUCAAACAGCGGAUUGGAAGGAAGAGCGGAUAAACUGUAUGAGGAGAUCAAUUUGAAGAGACUUUUUUUUUGUACCUAGUCAGCGCUGUAGAGGGUAGAUCGGUGGCUAUCCACUCGGUGUAUUUUACUCUUUGACUGUUGUUGGCUGUUAGAGCUCAUUGUGUUUGCUGCGGCAUGCAGAGCAGGAAGAUGCGGGCCGUGUUCAGGGUACUAACGCUUUAUGCCAUGACGGGUAAUGCUCAGUGAGUUGUGCAGUUGCGCUCACAGGGUAGAAAAAGUUUAAGCUUUGCACUGUCAGGCAUAUAGAAGAGCAGGCUUCUAGGUCAAAUACAUCUGACGGUUUGUGUUUAUUCAGUCUACUGUUUAGUCUUUUAGAUUUGCACAAAUUCGCAAAAGACUCCCCAAGAGGCUUUUGCUCUUCCACCCCGAAUCUGAUUUUAUUUAACCUCGUGCUCUCUGCAGAUGAGCUGCAGUGAGACACCGUGUCUCCAGAGACACGGCCGUUUGGGUUAGUGUCUGAAAGGAACGCAGACUUGUUCCUGCAGAAUCAUCCCUGCCGAUUGGAAAAACGGGGCGUGUUCAUUGUUGCCCCAGAUUCUUCAGUCCUCCGGGGCGCUGCGAUGCAUUCAUCUGCAGUUCGAAAGUUUGCAUUCAGGCAACGUCUACGUAGAUAAAAACCUGCCUCUGCUGGAAUAUUUCUUGAUGUUUGUACCGAACUAGCUCAGUACAGGUUGGACCGAAGUUUACAGUCAGAGUUCCUUUUAAUGGCAUAGAAAGUUGUUUAAGUCGUAUGUCCCUUAUUUAAAAAAAAAAAAAAAAAAAAAGAAAAAGAAAAUUUCUAAGUCGGCUCAGCUGUUAUUAUUGUCUGGCUAACUUUAUACAUUGUUCUGACGUAGCACAACCUUGUCAUUAUAGCUCAUGUUUACCUCCUGCUGAGCUAGUUUCAGAAGCCCAGCCGUGCACAUGCAGGCAGCAGUGCUGUUAAGUGCGAAUUAGUGUGCAUUUUUUUGUGUGUCAACUUGUUAGUCUACAGCAGAGCAGUCAGGGUCACAGAGGAACCAUUGAUUCUAAAGUGCACAUCAAUACACAAUGAGGCCCGCUCGGAGCUCUGUCUUCAGACGGCGCCGCUGCCCCCCGAAUCCCCUCUCGCUGGUCCUACGCAGCCUGGUCCUGGUCCCGCUCCUUCUGGGCUUUGCUCCUUGUUGUCAGGCAGUGCAGGCAGAAAAUGUCACCGUCUUGGAGGGUGGCACGGCCCAGAUUUCCUGUCGGCUGCAGAACUACGACGGAUCCAUUGUGGUCAUCCAAAACCCUCGCCGGCAGACGCUCUUCUUCAAUGGAACGCGCGCCCUGAAGGAUGACCGCUUCCAGAUGGUCCUUUUCACGCAGCGACUGGUCCGCAUCACGCUGACCAAUGUGAGCGUCUCGGACGAGGGCGGCUAUUUCUGCCAGCUCUACACGGACGCCACGCACCACCAGGUGGCCACGUUGGCCGUCCUGGUUCCUCCGGAGACGCCCGUUGUGGAGGUCAAGCAGGAGGCCGUUGAGGGUGCCGAAGCGGAGCUCAGCUGCGUGUCGCAGCGCAGCAAGCCUGCCGCCACCCUGCGUUGGAUGCGCAAUGGCCGAGAGAUUCCAGGUGUCGUCUCCCAGCAGGACAAUGGCAAGACCGUCAGCGUAUCGAGCACCAUCCGCAUCCCUGUCGAGAGGAAGGACAACGGAGCAGCAUUGAGCUGCGAAGCGUUCCACCCGGCGCUGGGCAACCUAAAGAGGAUCAGACACUACCGCCUGGAUGUGUUCUUUGCACCAACCGUGAGGAUCAUCCCUCCUCCUGGCAUUUUGCGAGAAGGCGACUCGCUGAUCCUGUCUUGCUCUGUCGUCGCCAACCCUCUACCUAGGUCCAUCCAUUGGUCCAAGAUCAAUGACACCUUACCCGAGCGGGCCGAGAUCUCCGGGCCCACCUUCCAGAUUUCCCGCCUGAGCCAGUCUCAUAACGGCACAUACCUGUGUCAGGCGCAAAACAACUACGGGCGAGCUGCUGAUCACUACACCCUGCUGGUCUACGAUAAUGUGACAUUCCCAAGCAUGGCCCCUUCCCCCCCAACUUCCCAUCCCAUCGUCACCCCAUCCCUCCCAUUGGACCUGAAAGAUCCCGGUGCAGUGGUGGAGACUCAUAGCGCCGUACCCUACGCGGUGAUCGGAGGCGUUCUGGCUCUACUGGUUUUCACCGUAAUUUGCGUGCUCAUCGUGACCAUCUGGUGCUCUGUGCGCCAAAAAGGCUCGUACCGCACCCGAGAGCCCAUUCUUGCCUGGUACUGACCCAAACCACUAAAACUAAUGAAUUAACCCAUCAGGCUCCUACCUUACCCACGAGGCCAGCGGCUUGGACGAACACGGCGAAGUGCAGGAGGCCUUCCUCAACGGCAAUGAUGCCAGCCAGGGCAAGAAGGAGUACCUACUGUAGCCCUCUCGUCAUUCUCUGACCUCAUCCCUGUGCCCCCCCCCCCCCCCCCCCCCAAAUCCCACAUCAUAUAUACAUACAGUACAUACAUACACGCGCACACACUUUGGAAAUUAACUAUAUACACAAAAGCCAACCCACAUUUUAAAUAGAAUGAGACCGUAGAGAGCCAUUUGAGGCUACACAAAAUGCUUUCUGUACAUCCGAGAUGGUAAAAGGAGUCUAACAAUAGUAAAUGGUUUGGUGUUCUUUCACAAAGAUACUUUCAAGAAGCGCAGGGCUGAAUAAUAAGUGGCAGAUAAUGGCAGUAAUUUCGCAGCCAAUUUUAAAAGCAUCCCUAUUGUGUGUUAUUUAACAUUGGGUUGCUAACCAAGAAGUGAGUCUUUUGACUUAGAUCGACACAACGGAAGUGUUGUAAAUUGUGGGAGGGGAAAAAAAAAUCCUAAUUCAGUGGUGCCUUGAGUUAGGAGUGAGCCAACUUUCAGGUUUUGGAAGAUACAAGCCGUUGUUCGAGCAAAAAUUCAAGAUGUGAGCACUGUAGGGCAGGGGUCCCCAACCUUUUUUGCACCAAGGAGCGGUGUGAUUGGGGUCAUUUUUUCACGGACCGGUGUUCUAUCAAAUUUUGCACCCUUAUAAAAUUUUGCUCCUAAAGCUUUUGUGGCGGUGAAAAAAAGCCCUCUAUCAUACAUCAACAUACAUGUGCAGCACGAAAAUGGCGUAAAUUAAUGCUUAACGACACGACGAAGUCGUUAAGUGAGAGAGCUUCGUGCAGUUGUUGUGUGCGGCUAACAUGGCAAACGUAAGUUAAUAUUCCUUUCUUUAAAGAAAGUUUGUAGUGUGUACUUUGGAAUCACUGCAUUCGUGGUCAUUUUUAACCUUACGCGCAUGCCAAAUCUGUCAGAACACCGGCAAUGUGCAGCAGAAAAAUACAGCAAAUAUAAAAUAACAUUUGUUUUUAGCCCCGUCGUGUUAAGUGCAGGGAAAAUACAACUCACCCACUGAAUUAGUGGGAGGCCUGAGCUUGUUUCGUUUAGACGAGAUGGUCCUGAAAUGGGAGAGUGAGAGAAGCCCGCUUCACAAAGAUACGAUGUUGGAAAUUGGAGCACAGUUUUCAAUGCUCUCCUAGCGAUGUCAGAAUUUUCCGAAAUGACUUUAAUCCAGAACCUCGGUAGAGUUGUUGUCUCAAAUGUACGUUUAAGGUCGCCGUGAUUUGUGAUCUCUACAAGCUGAUAUUCCUGUUGCACAGACAUGUUCGAAUCACUCGGGUUAUUCACAUACGGGUUACGAAUCCAGUCCUUCGCAGUUCGUGGGUCUUUAGUGAUUGGGAAGUACCAUAGAUUCUGUUUUCUUCGAGGUUGUAGGCUCAUCUUCUGGCUCGUCAGGUGCCCUUUUCCCCGUAAAAAAUCUGUCCAAAGACGUCUGUUUUUCAGUCAUUCUAGUGUGGGGGCUAAUUAUUUCCGGGAACAAAUGUGAUGCGCCCGCCCUACGUCAUACAUCAUUAUCGAGGACAAGCGCACAUAGAUAUGGCGGAAAACACUCAGGUGACUUGAAGUUCCGCUCUGAGACCCCCAAUUUUCAUCACUGUCCGAUAUGCACGUGUGAUACAUCAUUGGAAAGCUUAAAAUUUUCUGGGGAAGAACAUUUUUGGGCAUUUUUUUUUUUUUUUUAAUGUUUUUUAAACAGCAAAACCCUAUCUGGAGGUGAGAGCACGCGAGAGCAGAAUUACAGACGCCACGAAUUUAACGAGAUAAUAUCGCGUACUUACCUUGUUUCGAUCCAAAAACUCCAUGUCGCAUGUAUCACUCAGUGUCAAGACACAGCUUUGAAUGGCCACAGCUGGAUUUUGGGGGGAUUUUAUGGGUGAAACAUGGUAAUAUAACAAUGGUCGUAAUGCAGAAAUCGCAGACAUCAAGGAGUAAUCAAGAUUUUCAUAUAUUUACCCUUUUAAACGUUUUGUUUUUUUUUUUCUUCAAUUUUUCUUUGUUUGGAUCGAUUAUUUAUCAUCUAAGAUAUCAGGGAAAAUGCGACAGUGACAAAAAAAUACAAUUUAGCGAUAGUUAUGAAGUAGAUAUCCGUGACUUUUUUACAGACGCCAUUUUUUUCACUGUGACGUAAUUUGUUUAAAAGUUAAAAAUAUGCGAGUGAAUAAUUUUUUUUUUUUUUUUUUUUUUUUUUUAAAUCAAAAUAUAAGACAUCAAUUAAUGAUAGCUAAAUAAGCUAAAUAUGGCAGACAUUUUGAAUAAUAAAUAUAAUUACCUUGUUUUCAUGGCUGGGUUGAAACAAAAACGGUUGUGCGGCGUAUGUAAACAGGGGUUUGCAGGGUAAAACGGACAAAUUAAUCAUAGUUUGGGGGCGUAAUUCGCCAUGAAUCUGCUAUGGCAGCAUAUAGACAUAUUGUUCUAUCAAACACAACAGCUGUUUUGGCAUAAAAUACAACAGUUUCUUUUAAAGAGGAGUGCAAGAGCAGAAACUGCUUUUUCAGUCUUGUCUGUGUUUUCCGCCACAUACAAGAGGAGUGCAAGAGCAGAAAUUGCUUUUUAAGUCAAGGAUAUUGGUGUGUUAAGGGGCACACGCCAAAGUUAAUUUGGCCAGAAUGCAGUCGUUAAUAAAUUAUUAUUUCUGUGCAGCCCGGUAGCAGAUGCACCACGGACCAGUACUGGUCUGCGGCCCGGCGGUUGGGGACCCCUGCUGUGGGGGCAGUGAACUUAACUCUACUGAAACAAGUUUACAUAGUAAGAAAUUCUUUCUUGCUUCUUCAAAAUAGAAAUUCCCAGUUGAAGUUUACUGUAAAACUGAACAUAUGACAAAGAGAAAUUCAUUUGGUGUAUUAAAAAACAACUACACAAGUUUGCCUCCAGCUAACUUAAUACUUAAUGUUAACGUAUAAUGUACCCUUUCCAGCAAGAGAUAUUGAAUUCUUUACAUUCUGAUUUUCUUAUCAAAAAACACAUUUAGAUUUUUGGUCAUUUUGUGAGAUUCAUUGCAAUGGGAAAAGAUAAUUUGAGAUAAUGUUUAGCGUGGUCAUGGAACGAAUUAAACUAACUUGUGAACGGACUGCUGCAUGUCUAUUUCACGAUUUGAAGUCUCUAUACCAAUACUUUUUGACUUGUUUGACUCUCCUGCUGGGGGGUUAAGUGAUUUCUUUUCUUCAACACAUCAGGGAAAGGCAGUUGUCUUUCUUUUGAGUUCCCUGCCUCUGUUAUUCCGUCCAUUCUAUCUCCCCAGCCUUCUUGUCGUCUCCGCUUUUUUCAACUCCCUAGAAUGAAAGGAUUAGCGUCCAGCCGCGUUCCUGACGGAGACGAAAAGGAAUAUGACUCACAAUGACAUUAAAGAAAGGCUUAAUUAUUUUUGAAUGUCAUUAAGGGGAUAAAAAGGGUUUAGAAAUCUUAAUGGGAAGGUCAAGAAAAAGGGGAAGGCAAAACACUGGAUGAGACCAAAAAAAAACAGCUCUUUGAAUGCUACAACACACACACACGCAAACAUUCACUCAUAUGUAAACAUGUUGACAAAACGAGUAUACAUAUCUCUGAAUUCCUUAUUUGUAUAAAAAAAAGUGACAGAUGCGUAAAUUAAACUUUUAAGAGAGAACAAACUGUUUACUAUUGCAUUAUGAAACUAUACUAUACUAACAGAAUAUUAGCCUAUAGAGGCGCAAAGCCGAACAAACUACUGUCCAGUGAUCUUUAAAGAAAAAAAAAGAAAAAAACAAACAAAAAAAUGUCUUUAUCAGAAACCUACUAAGGUGUAUUAGGGUCGCACUGAAAAGAUAAAAAUAUAUAAUGUUACAGUACUAGAAAGUCACAAUGAGUUUGUUAUUUAAUCUGAAAUAAUGUGUUCCGUAAUUUUUGGACUAUAAGGCACACUUGACUAUAUACCACACCCACCAAAUUUAACAGAUUAACAUAUAUACAGUCAUGUGAAAAAACACCCCAUAAAAUAUUCAGUUCUUUAUUAAGAAAUGUUCACAUUUCAACAUCUGAUCUUGUUUUUCUGUAUCACUGGAAAAGAAAAUGAUUUAAUUGCAGGUAAACAACAAAAACAACAUUGUUAUACUCAUUAAACCAAAUAUAUCAAAAAAUGCAUUAACAGUUAGGACACACUACCACCUAAUAGCCAGUCUUACCGCCUUUGGCUGAAAUAACUUCAGUGAGAUCCGUGGUGUUACCAGGAUGCCAGGUGUGGGUGGGCAUUAGUCUUACCUGAGGGGGGGGACUACAAUGCCCAAGUAGGUCGAAAUCCAGCUUAGGGCUACUGCACAUUAAAACAUGUUUUGUUUUCUCCUUGAGAUAACUGUUGUUUUGAUUUGGUCUAAACAAUUAAAAGUUGAUUUGAUUUUAUUUGACUUAGAACACAUCCAUAACUGAACAGUAGAAACAUGCAGGUGACACUUUUUUUUUUUGUUCCGCAGCCACUUUGAGCUCAAUUUGACCCUCUUAGAAUGCUUCAAAAUGCACCAAAAUCGGCAGGCAGGUCAAGACAGGUGCAAUCUUUGAUACAGUGUAAAGACAAAUUCCAAAUACACUAUGUCGUGCCAAGCGCCCCCCCCCCCCCCCCGCAGUCAUUCUUUUUCCCGCAGACGCUUUGAGCCCUACUUAGACCCCCCCCCAAAAUGCUUCAAAACUCAACAGCCAGGUGAACACUGGUGAAAACUUUGAUAAAAUGUAAAAAAAAAAAAAAAAAAAAAAAAAAAAAACAUUCAAAAUAUGUGUAAAUGUGUGUUGCGCCCCCUGGGAACAAAACCAGCAUUUCAUUUCAUUUUCAUUUUUUUUAAGGUGAAAGAGGAGGUAACAACGCAAAGUUAAAACUUAGAACACAUCAGUACUAUAUGAAUGAGAUACCAUACGCGGUGCCCAGACUGCCGUUAGUACUACAUCCUGUUUUCUUUGAGUGGGUAGAGCGUGUCCGUGGGUGGGCGCUGACCACCCCUGCCCCUCCCCGGUAACGCCCCUGAGUGAGAUGCUUUUUGUGGCCAUCUACCAGUCUUUGACAUCGAUCUGAAGAAAGUUUGCCCCACUCCUCAACGCAGGAUACUUUCAACAGUGAGAUGUUUGAGGGGUUUCAGGCAUGUACACACCGUUUCAAGUCACCCCACAGCAUCUCAAUGGGAUUAAGAUCUGGGCUUUGACUCAGCCAUUCCAGGACUCUCCAUUACUUUUCAGCCAGUCUUUGGUGGAUUCACUGGUAUGUUUUGGCUCAUUGUCAUGUUGCAGGGUCCAGUUUCAUUUCAGCUUUAAAUUUUUCACAGGUGAUCUCACAUGUUCCUCAAGCACUCUCUGAUACAUGAUAGAAUUCAUGGUGGAUUCUAUGAUGGUGAGCUGGCCAGGUCCUGCUGUAGCCAAGCAUCCCCAAACCAUGACACUUCCACCUCCAUGCUUCACAGUUGGUAUGAGGUUUUUUUCCUAAAAUACUGUAUUGGGUUUACGCCAAACAUGUCCUCUGUUCUGGUGUCCAAAUAAUUUAAUUUUAGAUUAAUCUGUCCAAAGAACAUUAUUCAAGAAGUCUUGGUCUUUGUCUCCAUUCACUCUGGCAAACUUCAGUCUGGCCUUUCUUGGAGAGUAAAGUUUCUUCCUUGCACACCUCCCAUGAAUGUUAAAUUUGUGUGACUUACUGAUUGUAGAGGCAUGCAGUUUCAUAUCAACAGUAGCGAGAGCCUGCUGUAGGUCCCAUGAUUACAUUUUAGGGUUUUUGGUGACUUCUUUUAGCAUCUUAUGGACUGCUGUUGGCAGUUGUUUUGAAUGUCCUCCACUUGUACACUUUUUUUCGGACAAUGGAAAAGCGGAAUUUAUAUUAUUUUGAGAUCUUUUGAAAUCCUUUACCAGACUCAUAUGUGUCUACAAUCUUCUUUCUGACGGCCUCAGACAGCUCCUUUGAUCUCACCAUGCUGUUUUCUCUCACUUCAACAGUCAGUCACUGUUGAAAGUAUUCUGCAUUGAGUGGGGCAAACUUUCUUCAGACUUAUGUCAAAGACUGGUAGACGGCUUCAAAAAGUGUCUCACUAAAGUUAUUUCAGCCAAAGGGGGUAACACUAGGUAUUAGUUGGUAGGGUGUCCUAACUUUUUCCUCAGUUAGAAUAUACAUUUUUGUUGAUAUAUUUUGUUUAAUGAGUAAAGAAACGUUAAUUUUUCUUGUUUACCUGCAAUUAAAUCACUUUCUUUUCCAGCGAUAAAGAAAAACAUGAUCAGACAUUGAUAUGUGAACAUUUCUUAAUAAAAAAACUGAAUAUUUCACAGGGUGUCCUAAUUUUUUCACAUAAGUGUUAACCACACGGAACUAUAAACUGCAGGCUUGCACAGUGUGUUAUGGGAUAUUUACACCAGCUGACAUGCAGCUCACCAGAUUGUAAAAAUCCAUAAAAUGCAUUGGAUUAUAAACAGCUGGUUUCAAAACGGGGGUAAAGUAGUUGUUUAUAGUAAAAAAAAUACAGUAAUAAUGAUCUUUAGAGAAAAAUAUGGUAACUGCUGGUAUCAGACUGUUACGUAAUAACACGUUCUGUAAUUUUUUUCAUGCUCAGAUAUACAGUUUUUUAUUUUUUUCUAAAUCCUUUUACCAAAAUGUUAGGUAGAGAGCUUUUUAGUUUCGCAAUUGAAAUUUCCUGCCAAAAAAAAAAAAAAAAAGAUUUCCCUCAUAUUGCAUUUUUCCAGUUUCUCCCCCAAAAAGUUUUCCAACAGCAUAAUGGCAUAUUGCAUGGAUUUUUAUGACUGUUUUAUUUAUUUUUUCUUCAUUCGAGUGUGGCCCUAAUACUCCUGUGUAAAAACCAGAGGUCUUAUCGAUUUUUUUUCUAAAUUAAUUAUUCUUGUUUGAAUAUGAUUGUUGUUACUGUUAUUAUUAUUGACGUUGUUAUUAUGAAAAUUGUAAAUGUUAAAAGAAUUGUACACUUCUUAUGCUUUGUUUUUAAUUCUAAUGUAGAACAGUUGCUGUCUUCUUUUUAUCCCAUGACUUUUCCUGCGCUCUUCAAGGUAGUUCUCUUUCUCUCCCUCUUCUUCUCCUGUGCCUAGAUGUUGCCUCUCCUUCUCUUUCAUUGUUAAUUUCGGUGUCCAUGUGUCAUGGUUGAUAUACAGUAUAGCUAUUUCUUUAUAGGGGAAAGCUACAAAGCACGAGAAAAUAAAAAAAGACUCCAUAUAUAUAACUGAUCUGUGUGGUGUUCUUUUUUUUUUAUAUUGUAAUUAGCAGGUGCUGUUUUCCAAGCCGAGAAAACGCAACAGGAGACGACGGUGCACGUGAUUGAAUCGAUGGGGAAUUUUCAAGUCGUAUGCGCUCAAGGCUGAAGAUAAAGACGUGGAAGGCGGUGGAGCUUGUCAAUUGCGAGUAAACAAAGCCGACGGAAGCGUGGCGCUGCUAAUGAAUCAUAAAGCUGAUAAAAGAAGGCAAGGAGCAAAAAUAGCUACUGUUAAAUUCGCGCCCGAUCGUUACUCGAUUUUGUCGUCAAGCACUCAACACGUCCAUCUGUACGCAGAGCUAAAUUUGAAAGCGGGCGGAGGUCGCUAGGGUGACGGAUCAAUGGAAGGCCUCCAUGCUGGCCUGUCAUAAAGAAAGAUUGUCAAGCAGCAAUCAAAGUAAUGGACUCGCAAGGCAGCUGGCGACAUGAGUUGACAGCACAACAGCAGACAUGUCUGCAGUUUAUUAUGAUGUUAUUUGAAGGUAGCCAAUCCUAUCAGGACUAGCGUGAUGGAUAGCUAAUAAAAGGUCUGAUAUGGCCCCUUUAUUUGUCUUCAAGCCUCAAGUGUCCUUCAUCUAUUUCCCAGUGGG
Corythoichthys intestinalis (scribbled pipefish) is the source of this 11872-nucleotide messenger RNA. RefSeq names its product cell adhesion molecule 4 (gene cadm4). The transcript has 10 exons. Bases 2761 to 3984 code for a protein of 407 amino acids. Gene Ontology annotation, cellular component: cell-cell contact zone. NCBI's taxonomy places the organism in Eukaryota, Metazoa, Chordata, Actinopteri, Syngnathiformes, Syngnathidae. Gene Ontology annotation, biological process: negative regulation of peptidyl-tyrosine phosphorylation; regulation of Rac protein signal transduction; regulation of wound healing. Gene Ontology annotation, molecular function: vascular endothelial growth factor receptor 2 binding. The record is from RefSeq and is a predicted model, not a curated record.